UGAGCUGGUGGAACACAGGACCCUGGGAACAUUAGACUCCAGGCCAUUUACAACCCUCAAACCAGAGGAACGACUUUGGCCUGUGUCUGCUUGUCACUGUAACAUUUGCAGCAUUCUCCUGCGACAACAGCAACAGAAUCAAACCAGAACUUUGUCAGAGGACGUAAUCAUGGCUCAUGAACCAGGCCGGGGAGACAGCAUUUCCCCAUCAGGCACAGUAGGCUUCACAGCCAAGCUGAAUGUUUGUGAUAGCUACCCCUCUCACUCUGGAGUCCUGAAGUUUGGCACUGUGCUGGUCAACGAGGGAGGAGGCUACUGUCCUAACACAGGCAUCUUCACCUGCCCAAAGGAUGGCCUCUAUCACUUCACUGUGCAUGCUUCUGUGUAUGGGCGUGGGCAGUGUUUUAUAAUCAAAGACGGAGAGAAAGUAGUGUCUCUGUAUCACACCACUCUGCCUGAUAAAUGUAGCCAAGUGGCGAGUGUGAGCAGUGUGAUCAAACUGUGUACAAAUGAAAAAGUCUGGGUGGAUAUCUGGGGGCCUGGCAGAAAUGAUAUCUUUGCAACUGAAGAUAAUGACACUGUGUUUGUUGGAAUGUGUUUGGGUUGAUGAGUGAAGUGUCAAAAUAUCAAUAAAGUUCUUCAGUU
This is a messenger RNA of Labrus mixtus (cuckoo wrasse), 645 nucleotides long. Its product is annotated as complement C1q and tumor necrosis factor-related protein 9B-like. The transcript is spliced from 3 exons. Lineage: Eukaryota; Metazoa; Chordata; Actinopteri; Labriformes; Labridae. Gene Ontology annotation, molecular function: protein binding. The coding region runs from base 170 to 607 and encodes 145 amino acids. The record is from RefSeq and is a predicted model, not a curated record.